GAUAAAAAUCGCUCUUUUCUUUAGCCCACCCGCACUUUUUUUUGGUUCCAAUUAUCUCGUUGAAAAUGCUGAAGCAAAUCACCAGCGUCCGUGUCGCCUUCUGCCCGUUCUCCAAGCACGCGACCUCGUCAAAGGUCUUUCUGAACCGGGUGUUUUCAAAGGAGAACAGCAUCGCCAACCCCACAUGCAAGAUCGACGUUGUCACAACCAACUACGCCAAGGACCCGGCCACAGUCGACGUGGUCUUCAAGGACGGCAAGAAGGUCCAGAUCAACGCCGGCGAGCUCACCGGUGACGAUAUCAUCAGCCAUGUGCAAAAGUACUCAAAGAAGCUGAGCCAGAAGGAGGACCUCCAAGGCCAAUAG
This is a messenger RNA of Linderina pennispora, 365 nucleotides long. RefSeq lists its product as uncharacterized. Gene Ontology annotation, molecular function: structural constituent of ribosome. The coding region runs from base 66 to 365 and encodes 99 amino acids. Gene Ontology annotation, cellular component: mitochondrial large ribosomal subunit. Lineage: Eukaryota; Fungi; Kickxellomycota; Kickxellomycetes; Kickxellales; Kickxellaceae. The record is from RefSeq and is a predicted model, not a curated record. The transcript has 2 exons.